AUGUCGCUCAAGGAGAGCGACAGGACUGAACUACAUACAUUCUCAGAUGCCUCGGAGAAGGCAGUGUCUGCAGUUUCCUUUCUUCGUGUUGUCAGUGAUAAGGAUACGUUUGUUGGAUUCGCCUUAGGAAAGUCGAAACUCGCUCCGUGUCAUGGACAUACCAUACCACGCCUAGAACUCUGCGCAGUGGUUUUAGCGACAGAAAUUGCUCGGUUUGUCAGCAAACAGCUCGAUGUGACUAUUCACGAGAGGAAAUUCUACACAGACAGUCGUGUAGUGCUCGGAUACAUUUACAACAGGUCAAAGCGUUUUCAUACUUACGUUUCGAAUCGUGUUCAGCGCAUUCAAUUGGAAACGUUACCCGAAGAGUGGAGUCAUGUGUCUUCGGACCAGAACCCAGCAGAUGUUGGAACGAGGUCAUGUACGGUUGAUGAACUUGCAGACGGAGCGUGGUUAAAUGGCCCUAGCUUUCUGCACAACACUGCAAGUCUCAAUAGGGGUUUGGACUAUCCACUACAGAAUCCAGAGGAUGACAAGGAAAUCAGGUCGAAAACAAUGAGGACGACAGUCAGCAGGUCUUUAGGACUAUCAAGGUUCGACAGGUUUUCCUCGUGGAAAUCGGUAAUUCGUGGACUCCUCUGGUUACAGAAUUGUGUAAUGAAAAGACAUGGACACUCCCCAGAGCACUAUACCAUACUGUACCGAUCGGCGGAGAUCUUUCUCGUAAAGAUUCUUCAGGAGGAAAACUUUGGUCAGAAAAUUGCCAAUCUCGGCAGUAAGAAGCCAAUUCCAAAAGAUAGCCCAUUGAGGUAUUUGGACACCUAUUUGGAUGACGAUGGAGUUAUACGUGUUGGUGGUAGAAUUCGCACAGGGGAUGCUUUGUCUGGACAACAUGGACCUAUUGUAAUUCCGGGGAAGACUCAUCUGGCUCGUCUGAUCGUGCUCCAUCUUCAUGAGAAGACGCGACACCAAGGACGGAACAUCUUGGUGGGCGCAGUCAGAUCAGCAGGUUACUGGAUACUCGGAGCCAAGAGACUUGUGUCAUCUGUCAUUCAUGCAUGUGUCAAUUGCAGGAAACUUCGUCGGAAGUUGGUGUGUCUGAAGAUGGCUGACCUACCAGAGUUUCGGACAAAGCCUACACCACCCUUCACUUAUGUCGGUGUCGACACUUUCGGUCCAUGGGAAGUUUCUACCAGAAAGACUCGAGGAGGCGCAGCUAACUCCAAGCGGUGGGCGAUUCUUUUCACUUGUAUGGCCAGUAGAGCAGUGCACAUCGAACUGGUAGAAGAGAUGUCGUCAUCUGCCUUCAUCAACGCUCUACGACGCUUCGUCUCACUACGGGGGAAGGUUACAGAGUUCCACUCAGACCGAGGUACUAACUUCGUCGGCAGUACAGACGCACUCAAGAUCAACGCCGUGAACGUCGAAAAUCCUGCCAUGAGGAAGUUCUUGGUAGACAGUGGAUCUACGUGGGUAUUCAAUCCACCGCAUGCCUCCCACAUGGGAGGUGUCUGGGAAAGGGUCAUCGGCACGGCCAGAAGGAUUCUUGAAGGAAUCAUUGUGACAGAAUCACGAAGAAAUCUGACUCACGACACCUUAAGUACGUUUAUGUGUGAAGUAUGCGCUAUUAUCAACAGUCGACCCAUUACACCAGUAUCAGUGGAUCCUUCGCAACCGUCCAUACUAUCUCCUUCGACAUUGUUAACUCAGAAAACGGAUCUUGAUUUGGGACCAUUUGAGGAGAUCGAUAUUAAGGACGCGUACAAGUCGUGUUGGAAACUCGUUCAAGUCAUGGCUAAUCAAUUUUGGAAGAGAUGGCAGAUCGAAUAUCUGCAUUCGCUUCAGUUGAGACGGAAGUGGAUAGACACUAGAGACAAUAUCCAGAAAGGGGAUGUUGUUUUACUCAAAGAGGAAGGCACAGUCAGAUGCCAAGCAAAGGAGAAGGAGUUGGAUGGGACAUGUCUCCAGGAUGCACCAAGAUUCCAUCCCUAUGGUAGCAAUAAGAUGGACACCACCAGGAAAAAGAAAGAGAGGAAGAAAAAAGGAAACCUGAAGACGGUCUAUUGA
This is a messenger RNA of Mizuhopecten yessoensis (Yesso scallop), 2067 nucleotides long. RefSeq lists its product as uncharacterized. The record is from RefSeq and is a predicted model, not a curated record. Gene Ontology annotation, biological process: DNA integration. The coding region runs from base 1 to 2067 and encodes 688 amino acids. The transcript is spliced from 2 exons. Gene Ontology annotation, molecular function: nucleic acid binding. NCBI's taxonomy places the organism in Eukaryota, Metazoa, Mollusca, Bivalvia, Pectinida, Pectinidae.